AUGUUAUUAACUCGAUAUAUUGCAUGUAAGUUUUCUAUUCCUUUUUUAUUUCAAAAGGUUAAAAUACAAAGGUACGGAACUAUUAAAAUGGCAUUACCUUCCAUUGUUGAAAAGCACAGACCAGCAUCUUCUCCAGAGUUUGAUUAUUCUACUCUUUCCAAUUAUACUAAAUUUGCUGUCAAACAUACCAAAUUAGAUUUGACUGUUUCCUUUGAAAAAUCUACCAUUGCUGGUUCUGUUUCUUUACAAUUAUCUCCUAUUGCUAAAGCUGAAUUAAUUGAAUUAGACACUUCUUUUCUAUCUAUAUUUAAAAUCAAUGUUAAUAACACACCAGUAAAGGAUUUCAAAAUUCAUGAACGUAGAGAACCUUUAGGCUCCAAAUUGACAAUUGUUCCAGCUAAUGUUGAAUCUAUUCAAUCUGACUUCACUUUAGAAUUGGAAUUUGAAACUACUGAUAAAUGUACUGCCUUACAAUGGUUAAACAGUAAACAAACUAAUUCCGAUCAUCCAUAUGUUUUCUCUCAAUUAGAAGCUAUUCAUGCUAGAUCAUUAUUUCCAUGUUUUGAUACACCUGCUGUUAAAUCUACAUUUACUGCUAACAUUGCUUCUCCAUUACCUGUUGUGUUCAGUGGUAUCUCUACUGGUUCUACUAAAGGAUCUAACGGUUUAACUACAUAUAGCUUCAAACAAGAAGUGCCAAUUCCAGCUUAUUUGAUUGGUAUUGCCUCUGGUGAUCUAGUUAAAGCUAAAAUUGGGCCACGUUCCCAUGUCUACACUGAACCAUAUCGUUUGAAGGAUGCCCAAUGGGAAUUUGAAGGUGAUGUUGAGCAGUUUAUUAAAGCUGCUGAAUCCAUUAUCUUUGACUAUGAAUGGGGUACAUAUGAUAUCUUAGUUAAUGUUAAUUCUUAUCCUUAUGGUGGUAUGGAAUCUCCAAACAUGACUUUUGCUACUCCUACCUUAAUUGCUCAUGAUAAGACAAAUAUUGACGUGAUUGCCCAUGAAUUAGCUCAUUCUUGGUCUGGUAAUUUAGUUACUAAUUGUUCAUGGAACCAUUUCUGGUUAAAUGAAGGUUGGACUGUUUAUUUAGAAAGAAGAAUCUUGGCAUAUUUACACGGUGAACCACAUAGACACUUUUCUGCUUUAAUUGGUUGGAAUGAUUUACAAAACUCUAUUGACUCUAUGAAAAAUCCAGAAAGAUUCUCUACAUUAAUCCAAAACUUAAACGAUGGUACAGAUCCAGAUGAUGCCUUUUCAACUGUGCCAUAUGAAAAAGGGUUUAACUUCUUAUUCCACUUAGAGACAGUUUUGGGUGGUACUAAAGAAUUUGAUCCAUUUAUCAAGCAUUAUUUCAAAAAAUAUGCUAAGAAAUCUUUAGAUACCUAUGAAUUCUUGGAUACUUUGUAUGCUUUCUUCCCACAAAAGAAAUCUGUUUUAGAUAACAUUGAUUGGGAAACUUGGUUAUAUAAACCUGGUAUGCCACCAAAACCAAAAUUUGAUACUACUUUGGCUGAUAAUGUUUAUUUAUUAGUUGAUAAAUGGGUUAACAACUCUCUUGAAUUUACAACUGAAAAACAAUUUAUUGAUACCUUUUCUUUACAAGAUAUUAAAGAUUUUAAUUCAAAUCAAAUUGUCUUGUUCUUAGACACUUUAGUCCAAUCAACCAAGAUUGAUUGGACUAAGCAUGAAUUAGCCUCUACUUCUUUGCUAAAGAUUUACAACUCCAAGAUUAUAAAGUCUCAAAAUGCUGAAGUUAUCUUCAGAACUUUCAGAUUCCAAAUCACCGGUCACUUAGAGGAAUAUUAUCCUCAAUUAGGUGAAUGGUUAGGUACAGUUGGUAGAAUGAAAUUUGUUCGUCCAGGUUACAGAUUAUUAAACUCUGUUGAUCGUAAAUUAGCAUUAGAAACUUUUGAAAAAUUUAAGGACUCAUACCAUCCAAUUUGUAAGGCUUUAGUCAAACAAGAUUUGGAAAUCUAA
Henningerozyma blattae CBS 6284 is the source of this 1974-nucleotide messenger RNA. RefSeq names its product bifunctional aminopeptidase/epoxide hydrolase (gene LAP2). The record is from RefSeq and is a predicted model, not a curated record. The transcript has a single exon. Gene Ontology annotation, biological process: proteolysis. Gene Ontology annotation, cellular component: cytosol. Bases 1 to 1974 code for a protein of 657 amino acids. Lineage: Eukaryota; Fungi; Ascomycota; Saccharomycetes; Saccharomycetales; Saccharomycetaceae. Gene Ontology annotation, molecular function: epoxide hydrolase activity; zinc ion binding; metallopeptidase activity.